GUGUAGCAACACAUGGUGGUCAAAGAAAUUAUGAUCAAUUUUUUUUGUUACACAGUUGAAAUCAUACAUUGAAUAGAUUUUCUUGUUCGAACAUCUCCAAAAAUGGCAGGGUCGGCUUUGCGCAAGCCUUUAAUGCGCAUCCCCUACACCGACGUGUUUGCCUCACCGCGAAUAUUUCCCGUGACUGCCAAGACGACCAAUGGAGCUGUAGAAGCCCUCCUGGAAUUCCUCGCGACGCCAUCCGCAACCGGCCCGUCGACGACCACAUGCCUAACGGGUGCCGGUGUGUCCGUAGCUUCGGGUCUUGCAGAUUACCGUGGCGACAAGGGAACAUAUCGCGUCAACAAAUCCUACAGGCCGAUAUACCACCACGAAUUCCUGGCCAGCCAUGCCGCUCGCCGGAGGUACUGGGCGCGGUCCUUUCUGGGCUGGACGUCGCUGCAAAAGGCGAGACCAAACGCUGCACACAGAGCGAUAGCAAACCUUGCGAAAAUGGGCGUGGUUUCCUCUGUCGUUACCCAGAACGUGGACGGACUCCACCACGCCGCGUGUGAAAGUCUAACGGAUGCACUUGGCAGGCCGAACAUCGUGGAGCUCCACGGCUACCUACGAGCAUUGGUGUGCACAACUUGCAAGAACGAGUAUCCCCGAGAUCUGUUCCAAGAGAAUCUGGCCCGGCUCAACCCUGCCUGGGCAGUAUUUUUAGAGCAGGCCGUGGCCUCAGGGGCCCUUGGGACUGAAGAUCCGGCAGAGCGGAGAGCCAAGGGUAUAAGGUCAAACCCGGAUGGUGAUGUCGACCUGCCAGACGCUCCUUACACCACUUUUCGAUAUCCCGCAUGCCCCAGCUGUCUUGCGCAUCCGCCACCGUUGAUUAAUGGCGAGGUAACAAGGGUCGAAGUGGACAAAGACGGAGCUUGGGAGUCGCCCAGUAAUGCCGGCAUACUGAAACCAGCCGUGGUCAUGUUUGGUGAAAGUAUCGCUGGCAGCGUCAAGGCUGCUGCAGAAGAGGCCGUCACAGGGGCAGGCAAGUUGCUUGUACUAGGGACCUCUCUGGCAACGUACUCGGCUUGGCGGCUUGCAAAGUUGGCAAAGGAUAAGGGUAAACCCAUUGCCAUUGUGAACAUGGGCGGAGUGAGAGGAGAGGAUGCUUUUUUUGUAGAGAUAGACCACCAGCAGACAGGAGCCGAAGGGGUGAGAGUCGAGAUGCCGACAGAGGUCAUCUUGCCUGCGCUGGUGGAAGCGCUCGGCCGGACAUCCACUGGGGCGGCUUCAAAUGUUCAGCCGGGAUCCGAUCACCAAGGUUCGGCGGUGUUCAAAGAUAUGUUGUCAUAGACUGUUAGAUUAGAACAUUUCAGAGGCUAAAAGAAAUCGGCACUCGCAGGCUUCCUUGGCUUUGGCUCAGAGUCCUGUUCGUUCUCUUCCACCGGCGCUGCUUCUGUUGAUGCUUGCUUCUUCUGGCGCUUCGACUUGGGUUUCGGGGUGCUAUUUUCGAUCUCUCGGAGGACUAGACCCAAGUGUUAGAUACCUUGAGCUUGAAAUUGAUAUGGUUUGGGG
Molecule: messenger RNA, 1554 nt
Organism: Pyricularia oryzae 70-15
Lineage: Eukaryota; Fungi; Ascomycota; Sordariomycetes; Magnaporthales; Pyriculariaceae
Product: NAD-dependent deacetylase sirtuin-4
Exons: 1
Coding region: 103-1332 (409 amino acids)
Molecular function (GO): NAD+ binding
Source: RefSeq, a predicted model, not a curated record